AUGGAGAUGAUCGCAGUGAAAUCAGCUAUGAGCCAAUUAGGAAGCCGUAGUCGCGUGUGCAUGAUUGAAGGUGAUCAUCAUGCUUGGGCUAAUAAGUGCGUCAAGAGGAGGCGAAGAUCAGAUCCCUCUGCAACUGCUGCAAUAAGCUGCAUUAAUAAUAAUAAUAAUAAUCAAGGGGACCAACCACAGAAGCAAGCACAAGCUGAACAAUCCACUACUACUACCACUACCAGUACUGGCGUGAAAAGAAGUUCAAGAUUUCGUGGAGUCAGCAGGCAUAGAUGGACUGGACGUUUUGAAGCUCAUUUAUGGGAUAAGGGGUCCUGGAAUCCAACCCAGAGGAAGAAGGGAAAGCAAGUGUACCUAGGAGCUUAUAAUGAAGAAGAAUGUGCUGCAAGAGCAUAUGAUUUGGCUGCCCUCAAGUAUUGGGGAACAUCAACUUUUACCAAUUUCCAGGUAUCUGAUUAUGAGAAAGAAAUUGAGAUAAUGGGGACUGUAACAAAAGAAGAAUACUUGGCCACUUUAAGAAGGAAAAGCAGCGGUUUUUCAAGAGGUGUAUCCAAGUACAGAGGAGUUGCAAGGCACCAUCAUAAUGGGAGAUGGGAAGCAAGGAUAGGGAGGGUGUUUGGAAACAAAUAUCUCUACCUUGGCACUUACAGUACUCAAGAGGAGGCUGCUCAUGCUUAUGAUAUAGCCGCAAUAGAAUACAGAGGGAUUAAUGCAGUAACCAACUUCGACCUGAGCACAUACAUCAGAUGGCUGAGACCAAGUCCCAAUUCUCUUGCUUCCCAAGAACAAAAGUUAAGCAUAGAGUCUCAGCCUAUGGGAGUUUUCUAUAACCCCACUUCAAGCAAGGGACCAUCCGAGCACUCCAAUUCCUUAACCAGAGAUGGAUUGGUCACCCUUAGAAAACAGGACGUUUUCCAAAGUGAGAAACCCAUUAGUCCUUGCACCUCUUCAUCGUCCCCAACUGCACUUGGCCUUCUCCUAAAAUCUUCACUAUUUAAAGAGCUCAUGGAGAGGAAUUUGAAUGCCAAUGAAAAAGAAACUGAAGCGGAUGAGACAAAGUUGCCUCUGUAUACAGGAAUUGACAAUGAAGUUGGGGGGAACUUCUGGCAAUGA
Molecule: messenger RNA, 1122 nt
Organism: Juglans regia (Persian walnut)
Lineage: Eukaryota; Viridiplantae; Streptophyta; Magnoliopsida; Fagales; Juglandaceae
Product: AP2-like ethylene-responsive transcription factor At1g16060
Exons: 8
Coding region: 1-1122 (373 amino acids)
Biological process (GO): regulation of DNA-templated transcription
Molecular function (GO): DNA-binding transcription factor activity; DNA binding
Source: RefSeq, a predicted model, not a curated record